Messenger RNA from Callorhinchus milii (elephant shark), 1554 nucleotides. RefSeq names its product zinc-binding protein A33. NCBI's taxonomy places the organism in Eukaryota, Metazoa, Chordata, Chondrichthyes, Chimaeriformes, Callorhinchidae. The record is from RefSeq and is a predicted model, not a curated record. Gene Ontology annotation, molecular function: zinc ion binding; protein binding.
ACCUUUUCGACCAAAUCCUUCACCAAGAACUUCCUGGUGGCAAACUUGGUGGAGAAACUGCAGAAGAAGCCGCCAGCCCCCAGCCCUCCAAGCAACGGGGUGGUGAAGUGGUGUGAGAAACACCAGAAGCCGCUGACUAUGUACUGCAGAACGGAUCAGGAAGUCCUGUGUGCUGUCUGCAGGUCCUCCAGGGCACACAGGAACUGUGACGUCCUUCUUGCACAUGAAGUUGUUGAAGAGUUCCCGGCCCAAAUGAGGCAGCGGCUGGAUUGGUUCCUCCAGGAGAGAGAGCUCUUCGUAUCAGUGAAGAAGACUGAAGACGAGACCAUCGUUUGGGUCAAGGAUCGGGUCGGGGAGCAGAGGAGGAAGGAGGAGCUGAGAGUGAAGAUCAGCAGCGAGUUUGCGAAGCUGAUCGAGUUCCUGAUCGAGGAGCAGGACAUCCUGCUGACGAGGCUAGAGGAGGAACAGGAGGCCAUACUGGGAGACGUGGAGAGUAACCAGGUGGAUCUGGGCUCCACUAUCGCCGAGCUCGAGCAGUCCAUCGCUGAUAUCCAGAGCAAACUCAACCACUCCGUGCCCCUGGAGGAGAUGCUGGAUUCCAUUUCAAGGCCAGCACCAGAGCUGGACAAGCCCAUGGUGACCAGGGUGGCUCCAUGCUGGGACAUGUUCACAGGGCCUCUCCAGUUCAUCGCUUGGAAGAGGAUGCUUGAUGUCAUCAAUCCAGCUCCUGAGAACCUCUACUUCGACCCCACCACCGCUCACCCCAACCUCACCUUCUACUCCAACUACACCGCGGUAGAGUCCUGCACCAGCCGCAGCCCAGUGUCAGACAACCCUGAGAGGUUCAACCGCUUCCAGGCCGUGCUCGCGACCACCCACUUCCCCUCCGGUCGCCACUACUGGGAGGUGGAUGUGGGCCACUCGUUGGGCUGGUACCUGGGGGUGACGUGCCUCCAUAGCAGCCGCAAGGGCUACGUCAAACUGAGCCCUCAGAACCACUACUGGAGUAUCUCGAGGCAGCUUGACUACUGCAUCAACGAGGACCUCAGGGAGCCCCUAGACCUGGAAUGCGAGCUCACUAAAGUGGGCAUUUAUCUCGACUUCGAGGCAGGUCAGGUCUCCUUCUACGACGCCUGCUGCAUGACGCACCUCUACACCUUUAAGGCCGUCUUCCCCGAACCCAUCGUACCCUUCUUAAGUCCGAGCAAGGAGACGGAUGGAGUCCUGCAACUCUGCCAUUUUUAAUCGCCCCCACCCCCAAAAAAACCCUGCAGCGUACAUUCCCUCCCCCCGCCCGUCACACAUCACCGUCACCGUUCCCCUCGCGAUCUGCUGCAUUUUGUGAAAUAUACUCCAUUUUGUUCUACGUUCUGUGCUCUGACUGACUAUCUCUUACCUGGCUGCUUACGCCAAGUCUUGGUGGGUCAAAGGAAAAUGCAACGUAAACGGCGCGGAGGGGGGCAAGGCUAAAUAUAACUGAGAGGGGGAGUGGGAUUGUCCCACUCUUAUACUGCUACAAUGCCCUCCUCGCUGGUCUCGCUAGCUCCACUAUCU